AUGCGCCCCCAAACGAGGUUCUUGCUUCUCAUCUCUCUUGUCCCCCUCUAUAUAAGCUUCGCGGUCUACUUCGGCCUCAUACCACAAGCCAUACUGUCUUCCCUUCUCAAGCUCGCCAACAGCAAUCUACGCCGAGCUCAACCGAUAACCAGACCCGCCACUACCAUUGCAUCUCACAGUAAUAUGGGCGUUAAGAUUGUCCCCAGACCCAGUCAGCAGCGUGGCCAUGCCGACCAUGAUUGGCUCAAGACCUUUCACACCUUCUCGUUUGCUUCCUACCACCACCGUGACCAUGAACAAUUCGGUGCCCUUAGAGUGAUCAACGAGGAUCGAGUAGCCCCGCGAACGGGCUUCGGUACUCACUCUCACCGUGAAUUCGAGAUCUUCUCGUAUGUUGUCGCUGGGCAGCUUGAGCACAAAGAUUCGAUGGGAAAUACGGAGAUUCUUAAACGCGGCGACCUCCAGCUAACCUCUGCUGGGACUGGCAUCUCGCAUUCCGAGAAAGCCUAUGGCUCUAAACAGGUCCAUUUCCUCCAAAUUUGGUCGCUCCCAUCUGUCUCUCGCCUCACCCCCAAAUGGAUUGGGACACACUCGCUUUUUGGAUGGAUGAUUUGA
Molecule: messenger RNA, 615 nt
Organism: Mycena indigotica
Lineage: Eukaryota; Fungi; Basidiomycota; Agaricomycetes; Agaricales; Mycenaceae
Exons: 3
Coding region: 1-615 (204 amino acids)
Source: RefSeq, a predicted model, not a curated record